AUGCCGGAGCCUCUACGUGCUGCUCCAUUGUCAGACGAUGCGACCCAAGGUCGCAGCGGAAUUGACAAUGAGCUUGGUCCGGCCACUCGCCAUUCAUCUCGUCGCCCACCGCUUCGGGCUCGACCACAGUCCUGGCAUCCAUAUGGGCCGGUAGAACCACCGCUGGACGCUUCGUCACGGCCCAAUGGGGUACAUGCUAUUUUGAAUCCGGCGCAGACAAUGGAAAGCAGUCGGGAUCUGCGUUUGUCUGGAACAGCCUCCCGACCGCGGAAGGGUUCCUCGCCCGCUCCUCGUUCCAUGCAUUUGCAGCAGCCGCUCUCCCCCAAGUCUAUGCGGCCAGUGAUGAACCCUGGUUCGCCAUCAGCGCGAUUUGUGGGGGGUGGGAGGAGUGGUCAUUCGAGUGUUUCUCACUCGCCGCUGGUGCCUCAUGAACCUCUGAUGGGUCUGCGACAGACUCCAGUUAGCUCUCCCCUGCCGCUGGAUUCGGCACUACGACCUAUUACUUCAUUACCGGGCACUCAAACUCCCGUGACUGCGCCCUUACACUCUACGCCUGGCCUCCAUUCGCGACGAACGAGUGCAGGGCCUGGACUAAACCAUAAAUCUCAGGAGACGAGCCCAACCAAAUCUCAUACAAUCUACAGUCAAUAUGGACGUGCGUCUCCGGCCGUUUCAAUGGCAUCCAUCCCCCCAAAUGCUCCCUACGCAGCGGCUCCCUACAUGACAAUGGAACCCAUGACUCGAGGAGUUCCCGCAACAGCCGGACCACGUCUAGAGGAGACCGGGGCGAGAGCAAGUCCGGUACCAGGUACGCCAGGCAGCACAACCUCUUUAGGCGGCCUAAUACCAUGCGUCAUGGACCUAAAAUCCGGAUCCAGCAGCCAAGCCGAAAAGCGCAAAGCAAACAGCGACGCCUCUCGUCGUUUUCGCAAUCGUAAGCGCAAUGAGGUCCAACUCGAACAGCGGCUCACAGCCCAGCAAGACGAGAUCCGUCGCCAGAGUGAGGAGAUCCGAGCCCUCGCCCUACAGCGAGAUCACUAUAGAUCUGAGCGCGAUUUCUUCCGUGAAUACCUCGGCCGCUCAACCUCCCUAAGCACCUUACCACCGAGACCACCUUCACCACGUCCGGCACCAUCUGCUUCACUUCUACCCACUCCGACUGAAACAGCCCCAAGGCCGCAAGGAAGCUGGCCAGGCACCUCGGUAGCACCUUACGCACCUGUGCCCCAUGGAUCUGCACCUAUAGGAAGAGAUGUGGCGCCUUCAGGACCGGUUGCUGGAGGGCCUUUGCCGCCAUUCCAGGGCUCAUGGCCUCGACCAUAA
Messenger RNA from Penicillium odoratum, 1323 nucleotides. RefSeq lists its product as uncharacterized. The transcript has a single exon. Gene Ontology annotation, biological process: regulation of DNA-templated transcription. The coding region runs from base 1 to 1323 and encodes 440 amino acids. Gene Ontology annotation, molecular function: DNA-binding transcription factor activity. The record is from RefSeq and is a predicted model, not a curated record. Lineage: Eukaryota; Fungi; Ascomycota; Eurotiomycetes; Eurotiales; Aspergillaceae.